Chelmon rostratus (copperband butterflyfish) is the source of this 1786-nucleotide messenger RNA. RefSeq names its product thymine DNA glycosylase, tandem duplicate 2 (gene tdg.2). Gene Ontology annotation, biological process: base-excision repair, AP site formation. Gene Ontology annotation, cellular component: nucleus. Lineage: Eukaryota; Metazoa; Chordata; Actinopteri; Chaetodontiformes; Chaetodontidae. The record is from RefSeq and is a predicted model, not a curated record. The transcript has 10 exons. Gene Ontology annotation, molecular function: mismatch base pair DNA N-glycosylase activity. The coding region runs from base 134 to 1315 and encodes 393 amino acids.
UUCGUGUUUCGUUAUUGUAGAGGUUACUUUCGGUUUCAAGGUAGCUGUUGGGCUGCGUUAUGUUGUUAGCUUAUUGCUAGCUAAAGCUUCCACCUUCCUGUAGCAGCGUCCAUCCGUCUUCUUUGUGCCAGCUAUGUAUCAGUCCAGCCAGCAGCACCCUGAGGCGCAGCAUGUGAUGCCAUAUCACAACAUGGGCCAUUACUCAGAGGGUCCCAGAGAAGAGCUUGUCAUGGCGGAGCUGUCUGUCCACCGGGAGCCACCUAUUCACCAGGAGCCUUUUUAUCAGAGCUACCAUACGCCCCAAAACCACUACCAGGAGGCAGCUUACCAGCAUAAUGUCAGGGAGCAGCAGCAUCCUGCACACCUGCCCCACCACCCCCAGCACCAACAUAUAGUACAGCAGCAGGAGCCGUGUGUUCAGCACCAACCUCAGCCUGCUGGCCCACCCCAAGUUGUGACGCCAGUGAAGAAGAAGAGAGGCCGGCCUCCAAAGCAGCAGGCAGAGGAGGGCAAGACGCAGGAGGAGGAGGAGGAGAACGAGGCCGCCAAAAAAGCUAAGAGGGCUCUCAACCGCUUCAACGGCAUGUCAGUGGCUGAGGUUAUGGCCAAAACCCUGCCAGACGUUAUAACCUACAAUCUUGACAUUUUGAUAAUUGGAAUUAAUCCGGGACUGCUUUCAGCCUACAAAGGACACCAUUACCCAAACCCAGGAAACCAUUUCUGGAAAUGUCUAUUUCUUUCUGGUUUAACUGACAAGCAGCUCAACUACAUGCACGACCAGAGCCUGCCAGAGAGUUAUAGCAUCGGCUUCACCAACAUGGUAGAGCGGACCACACCUGGCAGCAAGGACCUCUCCAGUAAGGAGAUUCGUGAAGGGGGUCGACAGUUACUUGACAAGCUACAGAAAUACAAGCCAUUAAUAGCAGCUUUUAAUGGAAAAGGUAUUUAUGAAAUAUUCUGCAAAGAAACUUUUGGUGUGAAGGCAAAGAAUCUGGAGUUUGGGCUACAGCCUUACAAAAUCCCAGAAACUGAAACGGUGUGCUACUUGAUGCCUUCAUCAAGCCCCCGCUGUGCCCAGUUUCCCCGUGCACAGGAUAAAGUGCAUUUCUACAUCAAGCUGAAGGAACUGCGAGACCAAAUGAAAGGCCUGGUACCAAACCCUGAAGUGGAAGAAACGCAGUACUCGUUCGAUCUGCAGCUAGCUAAAGAAGAUGCUAAGAGGCUUGCAAUCAAAGAAGAGCAGGUGGAUCCAGAGUAUGAAAGCUGUAGUGGGCUCCAUGACAACGCCAGGCAAAGCAGCAACACCUCUUAUUAAAGGAGACUGAGGAGAGGUGGAAAAACAGGCCUUUCUGCAGUAGCACACAGAAAUGGACAUUGUAGACCAGUCAGCGGACAUGGCAUGGAAUCACUGCAGCUGGAGAUGUUCGCUCCACAGACACCAGAUAUCAGCUGCAUUCGUAGCAUGAUGCAUCAGUGAGGGUAAGAGACCCUGUGAUGACACCACAAGAGAAGAGGAGACAUACAGUUUCCUGAGCCAUCGCAAUGUGACGCACAAGGGAGAAAGUGCCCACAACAGUUACAUUUUCUAACUCUCAAACAGACUGUGCAUGUUUUUGGUGUCAUUUUUUAUCACUAUUUAUUGCAUUUUGUAUGGUAUGUGGGUCUAGUGACUUAUUUUUGUAUUUUAAAAGAAUGACAUUUUAUGAUUUAUCAGCUGUAUAAAUACGUAAUUGUACUCUGGAAUUUCUAAUCUGUAAUUACAGAGUUAUUAAAUCUCUUCAGAAGA